UGUACUAGUUUUCACAUUCGUAUAUUUUUGAAUAAAAAUAAAUGUUCGAAAUUCAUCAGUUCGACGAAGGUGCGAAGUAUGCAUGUUCUCUGUUUGUAAUUUGUUUUGGAACAUCUGUUCAUUCACUGCUAGUUGAAAAGAGUAAAGAAUACAUAUCUAAUCUAAACGAAAAUAUACAAAUAUUCGAUUACAAUGAACAAGAGCCGUGUUAAAAUAUUUCCUGGCAGUAGUAUAUGCGCUGAAACUAUGCUCAUAGGUGAUAUCUCAUUUGGGAAUAAUUGUGUUGUACAUCCUUAUGUACAAAUUCUAGCUGUAGCAGGACCUAUUAUCUUUGGGGAAAAUUGUUUGAUAGAAGAAAGAGUGCAAAUAAUACAUAGGGGACCCCCUGGUGCAGCAACAAAAAAAGGCCCACCGCUGGUUAUCGGAUCGGAUAAUACUUUCGAAGUGGGCUGUCGAAUAGAAGCCAGAAAAAUUGGAAACAACAAUAUAUUUGAAUCGAAAUCGUUGAUAGGCAACCAGGUUACAAUUACCGAUGAUUGCAUUAUUGGAGCAGGUUGUAAAUUGAGGGAAGAGUCUGUUGUAGGUAGAAAUUCUAUUGUUUAUGGGAGUAAUUGUAAAAUAAGGGAAGUAGAGCAUCAACUAUCGCGGCACCCUGACUUCAUGGAUACAGUUAGUCAAAUUCUAUACAGAAAUCAUAGGAUUUUGAAAGUAACCCACCGUCAUCAAUCCUCCAGGUGUCAUGUACGAUAAUAAAUGAAAUUAUUCAAAAGAAUAGUGCUGAUAAAAUUUUGUUGCUAAUAAAUUUGAUUAUACUAAG
This is a messenger RNA of Coccinella septempunctata (seven-spotted ladybird), 817 nucleotides long. RefSeq names its product dynactin subunit 6-like. Gene Ontology annotation, biological process: mitotic spindle organization. Gene Ontology annotation, cellular component: dynactin complex. The record is from RefSeq and is a predicted model, not a curated record. Gene Ontology annotation, molecular function: dynein complex binding. The transcript is spliced from 4 exons. Bases 193 to 750 code for a protein of 185 amino acids. Lineage: Eukaryota; Metazoa; Arthropoda; Insecta; Coleoptera; Coccinellidae.